AUGAGCAAGGAGGCAGCGGAGGCUCUGGUCAGCAAUUUUGAAGCUGACGCUUUAAAUGAAACCAAUUUAUUCAAGUCACUCAAGGUUGGCAAGAGUGAACUGCAACACCGUGCUGUGUUGGCUCCUUUGACAAGGAUGAGAGCACUCUACCCGGGCAACGUUCCAAAUGGUAAACUAGCAGGCGAAUACUACGAGCAACGCUCAAGAAGACCAGGAACUUUGAUUAUCACAGAAGGUACAUUUACUUCGGCGCAGAGUGGAGGGUACGAUAAUGCGCCUGGGAUAUGGUCUCAGGAACAGAUCACCGAAUGGAAGGGAAUCUUUUCAAAGAUUCACAAGAACAAAUCAUUUGUAUACCUUCAAUUGUGGGUUUUGGGUAGACAAGCUUAUGCUGAUUCGCUUGCUAGAGACGGUCUUCGUUACGAUUCUGCCUCCGACGGAGUUUACAUGGACGAAGAACUAAAGGAAAAAGCCUUAAAGAGUAACAACCCGCAACACGGCCUAACUAACGACGAGAUCAAGCAGUAUGUUGAGGAUUAUGUCCAGGCCGCCAGAAACGCGAUCGAGGCGGGAGCGGAUGGCGUCGAGAUACACAGCGCCAACGGGUACUUGUUGAACCAGUUUUUGGAUCCUAUUUCUAAUAAGAGAGCUGAUGAAUAUGGUGGAUCGAUUGAAAACAGAGCGCGUUUUACUUUAGAAGUAGUCGACGCACUUAUUGAAGCUGUCGGCCACGAUAAGGUCGCUAUAAGAUUCUCUCCUUACGGAACGUUCGGUGGUAUGUCUGGCGGUCGGGAUUUAGGACUAGUUGCUCAAUAUGCUUACGUCAUCGGUGAAUUGGAAAGAAGGGCCAAUCAAGGGCGUCGUUUGGCAUACAUUCAUCUAGUUGAACCUCGAGUUACUAGCCCAGAAUUCACUGAGGGUCAAAAUGCGUACCUUGACGGAACGAAUGAUUUUGCUCUUUCAAUCUGGAAAGGGCCCAUAAUCAGAGCCGGUAAUUUGGCUCUCCAUCCCGAGGUUGUGAGGGAGAUGAUCGAAGAUGACAGAACGUUGAUCGCUUAUGGACGACUAUUCAUUGCCAACCCAGAUCUCCCUGAUCGUAUCGCCAAAGGUCUACCCUUAAAUCCAUAUGAUAGAAACACGUUCUACUUUCCUGGUAGCGAAGGUUAUAUAGAUUACCCGUUUUAUAAAGAUAGCGCAUUGCCUGCUUAA
Torulaspora delbrueckii is the source of this 1209-nucleotide messenger RNA. Its product is annotated as alkene reductase. The record is from RefSeq and is a predicted model, not a curated record. Gene Ontology annotation, molecular function: NADPH dehydrogenase activity; FMN binding. The transcript has a single exon. The coding region runs from base 1 to 1209 and encodes 402 amino acids. NCBI's taxonomy places the organism in Eukaryota, Fungi, Ascomycota, Saccharomycetes, Saccharomycetales, Saccharomycetaceae.